This is a messenger RNA of Lytechinus variegatus (green sea urchin), 2951 nucleotides long. Its product is annotated as molybdate-anion transporter-like. Gene Ontology annotation, cellular component: membrane. Gene Ontology annotation, biological process: molybdate ion transport. The record is from RefSeq and is a predicted model, not a curated record. The transcript is spliced from 2 exons. Lineage: Eukaryota; Metazoa; Echinodermata; Echinoidea; Temnopleuroida; Toxopneustidae. Gene Ontology annotation, molecular function: molybdate ion transmembrane transporter activity. Bases 378 to 1736 code for a protein of 452 amino acids.
UUGUUAAACUUGAACUAUUAUGUUAUAAUUUUGUUAAGCUUUAUCAAAUAACAAGUUCAUCUAUAUUGUCAUUCCAUAAAUACAACUCUCGUAGAUGUACGACUUUGGGCGUUUAGCUGUAAGAUUUAUUUAGGGAAGACGAUUUAUUUACCAGGAUCCGGAUUUGACUCGAAAUCACCCAAGUCCAAGGCACAGCUGCAGGACUUGACCGGACCCCGGAGAGACAGGAUCGGAAGACUGUCGGCGGGGCCGGGGCCGCCUCGUUGGCUUGGUGCUGAAUGCUGCCGGCAUAGUCCAGCUCCAUGUAUGUUAAUCGGGAUAAUCAUCAGAUGCGGAAACACACAUUCUAUCAUUGACUGUAAGAGCGAUUGAUAAUCAUGCCUCUGGUGGCAGGUUUGAUCUACACUGUGUAUGGGACCUUCGCUGGUCUUGUGACAGCAUGUGUGCUGCUGACAUUAAUUUCCAAGAGGCUGAGCGGUCAGCAGCAUAGCACUGGUAACAAUCCAACAUUUGUUCAAUUCCAGAGGAAAUAUUUUUUGGCCUACUUCCUUGCCCUUGCUGCUGAUUGGCUUCAAGGACCGUAUCUUUAUAAACUAUACAGUUACUAUGGUUUUCUUGAGUCACAGAUUACUGUACUUUAUGUCUGUGGAUUUGCUGCAAGUGUAGUCUUUGGGAGUCUCACCAGCACCUUGGCUGAUCGAUUUGGUCGCAAGAAAUUGUGUAUAACCUUCUGUAUAGUGUACUCUGUAUCAUGUUUCAUGAAGCUUUCAAGAAGCUAUGGACUUCUUAUCAUUGGUAGGAUUCUUGGAGGAGUGUCAACAUCUCUUCUCUUCACAGCGUUUGAGGCAUGGUAUGCGCAUGAACACCUUGAAACGCAUGACUUCCCAAAGGAGUGGCUUUCUGUUACCUUCUCAAAGGCAACUGUGUGGAAUGGAGCUCUUGCUGUUGGUGCAGGAAUUGUCGCAAACAUCAUCGCUGGGCCGUUUGGCUGGGGCCCAGUCUCGCCAUUUCUUCUAGCCAUCCCUCUUCUCGUUGCUUCGGGACUGAUCGUGGCUACUUCAUGGAAGGAGAAUUACAGCGAGCAACGUGUCAACUGCUCUAAAACCUGCGGUGAAGGAAUGCGACACAUCGUCAGUAGCCGACGGAUGAUGCUAAUUGGUGCAAUGCAAUCACUCUAUGAGAGUGUCAUGUAUAUCUUCAUCUUUAUUUGGACACCAGUCCUUGAUCCCUAUCAACUUCCCCUAGGUCUUAUCUUUUCUAAUUUCAUGUUGUGUAUCAUGAUCGGAUCAUCUGUCUAUCAAAUCCUCACCAGCUUCAGACAUUCUCCUGUAGUUCUAGUCAAUGCAGCUAUCAUUAUAGCACUCGUAUCAACUCUUAUUUGUGUAGGUUCUACUAAACCUCUUCAGGAGCAUCCAACAGUUUCCUACUUUGCCUUCCUCCUGCUAGAGCUGGCUUGUGGGAUCUAUUUCCCUGCGAUGGGUUUCCUUCGAGGCAAGAUCCUUCCCGAGUCCCAUCGAGCUGGAAUAAUGAACUGGUUCCGUGUUCCACUCAACUUAAUAGCAUGUAUUGGUCUCAUGGUACUUCAUGAUGAACCUACUAAGGCUGGUACUAGACAUAUCUUUAUUAUCUGUUCAGCAUUAUUAGGUGUUGCUCUGUGUUGUGGAGUGCAGUUUGGUUCAAUUACAAAGAAUGACUCAACUCUUACAGAGGAUGGUGAAAGUAGUGAUAUCGCAUAGAGAGGCAUUGAACUUUGUUAUUCCAUUUUGUGUUUUCUAAAUUACUAAGAAAGGGAAAACCUAAGCAAAAAGUUAUUUUUAUCAGAAGAAAAAAAAAUCAGACAAGUACAUGGGUGAAAGUGUUGACAAAAUCGGACAAACUUUGAGAAAGUCAUGUAUCUUUAAAAGUUGUAAAAAUCAGCUGCAUUUGGUGAUGUCAUAGUGAUAAAGGCAAGGACUGCUCUCCUAUAUACUCCAUAAAAUUGUUAUAUUGUCGGGGAGAGGGGUUAAAUGUUAUGUAAAAAAUUAAAACUAUAUAUAUAUUUUUUGUUCAUUACGAUAUAAAGCAUACAUACUACAUCAGUUAUAUUUGGAUUACUUCCACAAGGGAAUAUGUACUUGAAAGAAAACCACAAAUCCUUUAUAAGUACAUGGCUUAUGACUAUUGAAUAGUUGUCAUUCACACUUGUUGUAAUUUACUUACCCAGUUGCCAAUUUGAAAGUUAAAUAGUUUUAGGGAUCUCAAUUUUUAAAAAGUCAUAACUUUCUUUAUCCAAUUUUUUUUCUCAAUCUUUCACCAUUCUCUUUUUCCUAUUUGUCCUCCUUUUCCAUAAAAUAUUUAAUGAGAUUGGAUUCUCCUUUCAGUAUGAUAUGAAGUAUUUUUAAAAAUUAAACAUCCUAAAAUCUAUUUAAAUAGCUAACAAUAAGCAUAAGUUAUAUCUGAGUUGGCUUUAGCAUUGAUAUAAAAAUAAAUUUUAAGAUUGAUGAAACACUCCUUUCUCAUUCCUGCACUUUAAUAUGAAAUUAUAAAAGGAAGUAUUUAUGUGUACCCAUUUGUAUGUAGUAUUUUAAAAUCUAUUUUUGAAGUUUGCUUGUAUAUUUGUAGUUUUUUGUAUAUAUCUAAAGGUCUAAAGGAAUUGUUGGGCUAGUCCCAUGAGUAUAUUUGAUGCACUUAAUAAGAUAUCACCAUCAUUAUUAUUAUACCCCUGCCAAAUAAAGUUUGAAGGGGUAGGAAUCAGUGUACAGUUGGGCUGGCGGUGGGUCAAUUGCAAAUCUUGCGCAUCAAACUACUUCCUCAGUUUUUAACCAAUUCUCAUGAUAUUUGGUACAGGUAUUGGUGUUGCGGUAAAGAUGUGCAAGGCACAUUUGUCAUAUGUGUCAGAAAUUGUGUUGCCAUGGUAACAGUAUAUACAUGUAAUGGCAAAAAUGAAGUAAAAAUCUAGCAGUUCAACCUAC